CCUAAUAACCCAAACUUUCUGCCAGCUUCUUUUCAGGGAUGUUGUAGUCAACCCAUUCAUUCUCUCUUGUGGUGUAGUUCUUCCUAAAAAUGUAAACCAAAGCCCUUUUUUUGUUAAAUAAUUGUGAAAAUAACCAAUGCCAUCAGAAUGCCCAUUACACACGAUAGUUAAUCCUAUCCAAUGCAUUUGAGAAGUGUUUGUGCACUGAGCUGGACAAAGGUCAAAAAUGCAAACUCAAAAGUGGAAUCUUGUCUUUCAAGUUGUUGAUCCUGUUUAAUUAGUUAGUAUAUAUGUUUAUAAUAUUGGAUCUUCAUGUUACCAUAGAUGUGUAGGAAUGAAAAAAACUGCAAAUAAGUCACUGACUUCAGCCUCUUCAGACAUCAGACUGAAAAAACAGGAAUUUCAAAAUACCCUUUUGGCCCCAUAAAUGUAUACAACUGGUUCAAGCACAAAAUUUCAGUAAAAAUAACUGUAUGAUUAGGUACAUAUUAACGGAAACACUUUACUGAAACAAAGGAAUCGUUAAGGCCCAAGGAAACAGUGAAAGCAGAAGGUUGUGUUGUAAGGCAUCUAUGCGUAAUCUCUUCUAAUGCUUAAUCUUUAUUUUUCAGCUGUUAGAGAGACUGUAAAUUUUACACCCUAAUCGUAAAUGUCAAAUUCCAUGACAGAUAAUCCACUGCGUUAGUAAAAAGGUGACUGUAAAACCUGAUACUGAGAGUCUAUCAACAAUCUCAUGCUCAUUACUUUUUCGGUGCUUUUAGUACUCUACCUGUUUUUUUAUAACACAAUAUGUAUUAAUAUUUCAUCAAGUCCUUGCAAAACAUUACUAAAAAGAACACACAGUCCACUUUAAUGGAAAAGGGCCUGUUCUCUUUUUGUCUGUGUGGUUUUCUCUGGGUAGUCUCCUUCUCCUUCCUAGGAUUGCGAACUGUGCUUAGUGGUGGGGCUUUGUGUGGCUAUGCUGUGUGGUUAUACUGUAUGUGCUCCUGUUAGGGUUACAGACAGCAAAUUGCUCAAAGACAAAGAUCCAUCCAUAAGUGAACUUCAUAAAUGUUCUAAUUAAAUUGAGGUGACUCUCCCAAAGAACAGAGAUAAUGAGACCAGCUACUGUAAUCUGACAUGGUAUUCACUGUCAAAAACUUGGUGGCCAGGUGAGCCAUAUAUCCCAGUUGUGCUCUGCCCCAAAAGGCUCCAUGGAAAUAGCAUGAAGUAUUGCCACCUUUAAGGUGAAAGCUGUACUGACAGUCAGGUGACAGUAGCAAGUUGGAUAGACGUUGGCAUAGUAUAUUUUGGGAUUGGAAGAUAGCUGUUGGGAUGUGCAACAUAACUUUCCAGACUAUGGUGUCUGGUGUGUACUGGAACAGUUAAUACAUGAGCGUGAUGAAAUUGGCAUGAGAACUGACAUCUCCAAAAAAGAGUGACUUGUUCUCUGCAGGUAAGAGGGGAGCAACUGCCCCAAGCGAAGGAGUCCAAGUAAGUCAGAGGUUUGUUUAUGAUUGAGGGUAGAGGUGAUUGCAAAAUUGACCAACAUACUUAUACAACAGUAACAAUUGUACAAACAUUGCUCUUGACUAUAAUGGUGAAGUAAAAACUAAAUCAGUGGAUAAAUCUAUUCAUGUAGCACUGAGUAGAGAAUGAAAGAACAAAAUUGUUUGUGCGAGCAUCAGAAAUAAAGUUCCUGUGCAAGGUGUGUUGGAUUACUGUUCAUAACAGUAUGAAGAACUCUGCAUAUACAGGAGGAAGGUGGAAUAGAUCUGCUGCUUCCUAGGUCGAGUGGAGCCAAUUGAGAUGGUUUUAGCAUGUGGUUAGGAUGCCUGCAGUGGGUGUUGUAUCUGUCAGCAAUCCUGGAAACUUCUGGGUAUUCUCCAAGAAUUGCUGCAGGAUUUUGCCCCAGAUCAGCCCAUCUCAGCAUGUUGCCACCAUAGCCCUUACCAGGAACAGAUGAAUGAAAAUGAUAAUGGUGAUAAUUUUUCCCAGCAGGUUGCAUGUUUCAGCAAUGGUGAACUACAUUAGCUAUUUAUUAGUGUGUGAAUGUGAGGUGCGAUGGUGUGAUUAUGCCCUUCCUUCUUACAAAAAACACAACUCCAAGAACCCUCUGAGUAGUUAAAUUCAGGCCAGACAGGGAGUAUGCCUGCUCUCUGAUUUUUUUUCUUUGCCUAUGUAACUAUUUUUAAUGGCACAGCUGUUAAUGAACUUGAUCUAGAUUAAAGGUAUUAGUUAAAGUUAGAAAUAUUUCCUUUCCAGGAUGUUUAUUUUGAUAAUGCUUAUCUGUUCUAUUUAGCACAAAAGCCUGAACACUGAAUUUAAGUACAUACAAAGAAUCUUGCCUGAAAAUUUUUAGGACAUUAUAAACCACUAGCUAUGUUAUCCUGCUACCUAGGGAACUGUAAUAAGACAAUGGGCCUCAGUUAUAGUGCCAAGAGUUAUUCAGAUGUAUGAGAUGUACCAGGUUAUGAAGUACAUUUCUGUAUGCAGUAUUUGUAGGGCUUUUAAUCAAAGGCUAAUUAUUAUUGGCAGGUAGAGUGGUAUAAUGGUUGACGCUUUGUAUGUCAAAACCUGAGGCUGUGAGUUCAAAUCUUACUACUGCCACUUUGUGAUCAUGAGCAAGUCACUUCACCUGCUUGUUCUCCAAAAGCAAAAGAAAUGUAACCAAUUGUAUCUCAAAUGUUGUAAGCCACCUUGGAUAAAGACACCAGUCAAAUAAUAAGAAAUAGUAAUAUUAUUAGAUCAUUGGAGCUGCUUACAGAUGAACAUGCUACAUACAAUUGUCCAUGAGUAAAACAUACCUUCUGGAGAUCAGUUCCUGCUUUUCCUAGUAACUUGGAUUUUGUUAAUGGUCAUUGCAAAACAUAAUUUUACAGGAAAGUGCAUUCUUUUAAAUUGAACAAUCAGUAGGAAUAAUUCCAAAUUUAAGCAAAAUGAUUAUGAUUGUCAUUAUUAGAUGUUUACAAAUUUAACUUGUUUGGCAGGCAAUAAAAUUCUAACACAGUUUACUGACUGCAUAUUUAGGAGGUCCAUGUGAUGAACUGAAUGGUGUUACUUUUGUUUUCUCUAGUGACUGAAAUGAAAACAACUGAUGGUAUGAUGUUUUGAAGGCCCGUUAAACAAUUAGGGAUCCCCAUUUGAAGUCCACAGAAGUGAAUGUAUAUGUAAAGAAUUUUGUAGAGUGGCUGGGAGGUGGGGCAUCUCCAUUCAAAGUAAGCAGAUGCAUAUGUAAAUGUUAAUGAUUUCAGAGGGCAAGGUGGGGAUCUCCUUUCAAAAUCUAUAGAUCUCAAUGUAUAUUACAUUGGGGCACCUUGUGGAGGAGUAAUUAAGCUUAAACUCAUGCCAUCAGUCCCUCUUAUCUUGUACCCAAGGACACAGAUACAACUGUGUCGAUUAACUAGUGUUCUGACGGCCACGCUCUAAUGUUUAUUGGUGGGUUGCAAAGACACUUGCAUGGGAAAAAGUGGGUCAUGACACCAGAAAGAUUGAAAAGCAUUGAUCUGAGAGAAAUUAGAUAACAAUGAAAGAAUAUGGUUCUUAUGCUCACAUUUUCCAAAGCAAAAAUAAAAAUAUUUCUGAUAAAGGGACAAAAGCACUAGAGCAAUAGUCUUGAAGGUCAAUCCUUUGAGCCCAACCUGACUGCAGGUUUCUGUUCUAAACAAAUUCACACUCAGUGAAACAUUUUUACCUGUAAUGGAUUUCAUUGUUUAAUUAGCUGGUCUUUUUAUUCUUUUAUUCUGCAUUCAGAAAAGCAUAGUAGUUUGAGAUUCACUUUUAUGAAACAUUAAGAAAUAUUGGUAUUUUAGUAUUAGCAUCUUAACUCUCUUUUGUCAUUUUUAUAUUAAUUCACCUUUUUCUGUGUCUUUUGCUUCCUUGAUUGUAUCCUAAUAAUAGCAACUAACAAGGAGCAUAGUGACUUGAUACCAGAAAUUUAGAAAUUGGUUUUUCUAAACUUUAUUCUAAUGUAUUAAUUUGUGCGUAUUACAUAAAGAUACAUAAUUGGGUGUUUUUUAUCUUGGUUUUCAUCAUAAUUAUGAUUGAUAUUGCACUUUUCCAGAUGUUCCUAUAAUUUAAUAGUUACUGCACUAGUGGGUGUGACACUGAAGUAGCCACAUUCAGGAUUCAGUCUUCUGUGCCUUGGUGUCUACUCCACUUGUUGUUAAUUCUUAUUACUUGGAUUCAAUUAAAGGAGAAAAUGUAUCUGAGGUUGCUUCAUAGUUUAUUGUUCCUGAUUACUAAAUUUUCAACAUUUAACUUUAACCUUGAAUUUCAAGUACAUCUUAUCUUCUGAAUCAUAAUUCUUUAACUCCGCCUCAAUACUUCCCUAGAGAAAAUAGCUCUAACCAAACUAGUGAUGAAAAGCAGCAUUUGUAACAAAACCUGUUUGUGGAAAAACAUGCUUGGUUUGUUUUUAAUUCUAAAUUUAUUCUUUUACAUUUCCUCUAAUAAUCUUUCAUUUUGAAAACACAGUGUCAUUGUCUAGAGCCUCAAGAUAUGUUCUGAAUGUGCGUGAUGGCAGGAAUCCUAAUACCAAGCAUCUGCUUAAAGAGUGUCAAAAAAGCACAUAUUCAUGGUGAAAAUAUAUACAUAGAAACAUGAAACAGCACACCCACAUCCCAUGCUCUGCCUCCUUUUACGUCUUCCUCUGUCUGGAUCAAGUUAUUCCAAGUGCCUUCAGGAAUUGUUGGGUGGAUUUUCCAACAAAGUGUCUGUGGCCAACCUCUACUGGAUAUGUAGAUGCCUUCCAUCCUGCGUCUGCACAUGCCAUGGACAACUUACUAUACUUUUCCUUCUUCCUCUCAAAGGCUGCCUCCAUACUUCCUUCCACCCUGGUUGACCUUGAUCACUGCCCUGGCAGAGGUGAAGUAUGAUAUCUGAACAUAGGAAGUUGUGGCUCACAUUAGAAUUUCAGCUGUUGAUCAAGGUCCACUCUCACAUUCCACUCACAUUCAGCUGUCAGGAGAAACCACUCCUUCUAGUUAAUGUUUUGUGCGCCGACUCCUUGCUUGAUGAAGCAUAUCCUCUGUGGAAUGUUGUCAAACUGGUCAUAUUCACUUUGUAUCUUGUUUCUCCAAAACCUUUGCCAUUUUCACAGAACAAACUCAUGACACCAUUGAUACCGGCCAAGGGUCAAAGCUGCCUGGCAACCCAAAAGAUUGUACUGCAAGCUGUGGUCCUGGGCCUCAUCGAGGUGGCAGUUUUCCUUUUGUUUUAGAUAUAAAGCAGGUAAUCAAAAAUGCCAUUAACUUUUGCAAGUAGUUUUAUUAGACUAAGUUGUCUGUUUUUUCGUAGGUGCUUGAAGACACCUCUUUCUAGAUGCUUGCGGCGUCUGUGGAUGAUUGCAAUAGCAGUUACAGUCCUUUGGGUAGCUCUUCAAAUAGUUGGAAUAACCCAACACAGAUGGGUGACAAAACCUUUCGCUACUAGAAAAUCAGCAGAUUAUAAGAAAAUCUCUGAAAAAGAAAACAAUGAAAAUGUUAAGCAUGACUUCAAUCAGCCACUGGCUGGGAAUCAAAAUGUGUAUAAACAAAAAACAUUUUUAUUUUAUCCUCAGCAGACUUCAAACCCACAGAAUACUGAGAAAUCAACUAAUGUGCUUAUCAAGAAGACAGUUUCACUUUCUGAGGAAAAAAAUGACUUUGUGGGUAGAAAUGGUAUUGGCCAAAGUCAUUCAGCAUCUGGAAAAACUGGAGGAAGAGACUUCUACUGUUUGCCAAAAACCCAUAUUGUGUUUCUCAAGACACAUAAAACAGCCAGCAGCACAAUUCUUAACAUUUUGUAUCGCUUUGGGGACACCAGAAACCUAACAUUUGCUCUUCCGUAUGGCCAAUAUAACCAGCUUGCUUAUCCACUGUAUUUUACAGCUUCAUUUGUUAAAGGAUUCAUAUCAAAUACCACUACAAAGUAUGACAUAAUAUGCAAUCAUAUGAGGUUUCUUUUACCAGAGGUCAAAAGGAUAAUGCCUUCAGAUUCUUUCUACUUCUCAAUUCUACGGAAUCCUGUCACAAUGAUGGAAUCCACAUUUUCAUAUUAUAAACAAAUCCCAGCUUUUGACAGCACUAAAACACUGGAUGAGUUUCUCCAGGAUCCCCAGAAAUACUACAAUGAGUCAUUACAGGAAAACAGCUAUGCAAGGAAUCUAAUGACAUUUGACUUUGGCUUCAAUAACAAUGAUGAGGAUAAUGAGAGACGUAUCAAUAAGACCAUUGCAUUCAUAGAGAGAACCUUUGAUCUAAUACUGAUUUCAGAAUAUUUUGAUGAGUCAAUGAUAUUGUUGAAAAACGCUCUGUGUUGGAGCCUGGAUGAUGUAGUAUACUUCAAACUUAACAGUCGAAACAAUAAAACAAAAACAAAAGUCUCAUUGCAGACAGAACAGAAAAUAAAAGAGUGGAAUUUUUGGGAUUGGAAGCUCUACUUAUACUUUAACAGCACAUUUUGGAGGACAAUUGAUAAGACAGUUGGUAGAAAAAAAAUGAAUAAAGAAGUUGAGGAGCUUAGAAGCAAAAGAAACCACCUCAUGAAUAUGUGCCUUAAAGAAAGGAAUUCUGUAGACCCAUCUAAAAUCAAAGAUGAAUCUCUGAAACCUUUACAGUAUGGGAAUUCUGUAAUUGAAGGGUAUAAUCUUAAUUUACAUCUAGACAACAUGACAAAACUGUGGUGUCAAAAACUUAUUACACCAGAGCUUCAAUACACCAAACAGCUUUAUGACAAGCUAUUUCCCAACCUGAUUAAAAGGCCUACACCUCUAAAUUGAAAAGAAAUUUGGAAGACUUAUUCUGAGAAAUGGAGAGGAUUUAGAUCUUUGGAGAGGCAAAACAGGAAUCCACACACUCCAAAGUCUUCACAAUAAACCUAAGCUAAAGCUUUUGUUGACAUUAAUAUAAACUAUAAGGACACAAUUGCACAAGAUGGUUACACCAUAUGUUAUCUUCAAGAAUGAAAAGUGCUCAGACACUGCCUGUUUGCGUGGACUUUUCUCUGAUUGUUCCAAUUUUUCUCUCACAUCCCAAAGAUGACUGUAAAUGUCUGGGUGUGAUCAAAUGGCACCAUGUCUGGAUGUGGUUCUUGCAUUGUGUUGGCAGGACUGGCUCCACCCUCUGUGACCUUAAGGUGAAAUAAGCAGGCUUGAUCAAUAAAAAAUGUUGAAAACAAUAUUUUAUUGUUUGUCUGGCUCUUCAAAACAAAUGUCAUAGUUAAAGGAACAUGAUAUUUAGAGGAAAAUGUCUAUACUAUAUACAGUCAUAUGAAAAAGUUUGGGAACCCGUCUCAGCCUGCAUAAUAAUUUACUCUACUUUCAACAAAAAAGAUAACAGUGGUAUGUCUUUCAUUUCCUAGGAACAUCUGAGUACUGGGGUGUUUUCUGAACAAAGAUUUUUAGUGAAGCAGUAUUUAGUCGUAUGAAAUUAAAUCAAAUGUGAAAAACUGGCUGUGCAAACAUUUGGGUACCCUUGUAAUUUUGCUGAUUUGAAUGCAUGUAACUGCUCAAUACUGAUUUCUUUGCUACACCAAAUUGGCUGGAUUAGCUCGUUAAGCCUUGAACUUCAUAGACAGGUCUGUCCAAUCCUGAGAAAAGGUAUUUAAGGUGGUCAAUUGCAAGUUGUGCUUCCCUUUGACUCUCCUCUGAAGAGGGACAGCAUGGGAUCCUCAAAGCAACUCUGAAAAGAUCUCAAAACAAAGAUUGUUCAGUUUCAUGGUUUAAGGGAAGGCUACAAAAAGUUAUCUCAGAGGUUUAAACUGUCAAUGUCAACUGUAAGGAAUGUAAUCAGGAAAUGGAAGGCCACAGGCACAGUUGCUGUUAAACCCAGGUCUGGCAGGCCAAGAAAAAUACAGGAGCGGCAUAUGCACAGGAUUGUGAGAAUGGUUACAGACAAUCCACAGAUCACCUCCAAAGACCUGCAAGAACAUCUUGCUGCAGAUGGUGUAUCUGUACAUCGUUCUACAAUUCAGCACAAUUUGCACAAAGAACAUCUGUAUGGCAGGGUGAUGAGAAAAAAGCCCUUUCUGUACUCACGCCACAAACAGAGUCGCUUGUUGUAUGCAAAUGCUCAUUUAGACAAGCCAGAUUCAUUUUGGAACAAAGUGCUUUGGACCGAUGAGACAAAAAUUGAUGUUAUUUGGUCAUAACAAAAAGCGCUUUGCAUGGAGGAAGAAGAACACUGCAUCCCAAGAAAAACACCUGCUACCUACUGUCAAAUUUGGUGGAGGUUCCAUCAUGCUGUGGGGCUGUGUGGCUAGUUUAGAGACUGGGGCCCAUGUUAAAGUUGAGGGUCAGAUGAAUUCAACCCAAUAUCAACACAUUCUUCAGGAUAAUGUUCAAGCAUCAGUCACAAAGUUGAAGUUACGCAGGGGUUGGAUAUUCCAACAAGACAAUGACCCAAAACACAGUUCGAACUCUAACAAAAGUAUUCAUGCAGAGGGAGAAGUACAAUGUUCUAGAAUGGCAAUCACAGUCCCCUGACUUGAAUAUGAUCAAAAAUCUAUGGGAUGAUUUGAAGCAGGCUGCCCAUGCUCAGCAGCCAUCAAAUUUAACUGAACUGGAGAGAUUUUGUAUGGAAGAAUGGUCAAAAAUACCUCAAUCCAGAAUCCAGACACUCAUCAAAGGCUACAGGAGGUGUCUAGAGACUGUUAUAUUUGCAAAAGGAGGCUCAACUAAGCAUUGAUGUAAUAUCUCUGUUGGGGUGCCCAAAUUUAUGCACCUAAUUUUGUUAUGAUGCAUAUUGCAUAUUUUCUGUUAAUCCAAUAAACUUAAUGUCACUGCUAAAAUACUACUGUUUCCAUGAGGCAUGUCAUAUAUUAAAAGGAAGUUGCUACUUUGAAAGCUCAGCCAAUGAUAAACAAAAAUCCAAAGAAGUAAGAGGGGUUCCCAAACUUUUUCAUAUGACUGUAUUAUUAUGGUUGUUUAUGUGUACUUGCAUUAUGGAAUACGCAAUUAAUCUAGUAUUCGAAAAACAGCACAAAAGUUCUUUACGGCAUUCAGUCUAUGAAUUGCUACAAUCCCAAACUUGCUUUAAAAGUCAGUAUGUACCUAACUGUAGCGCAAAAAUUGCCACAGUUUGCUUAAAAAUCAACAAUAUCAGAUCAAAAAUAAUAUCAAGCUCUUGUGCCAACUUCUUUUUCAAUCCCACCACCCUAAGACUGUGUUAUAGAGCAGUCUUUAAACCUCACCCAAAUGUUACUUUAGGGACCUGAAUGUCCUGGAUCCAUUUUUCCCAGAACUUCAUCUAUAUGGUCCCAGUUAAACCUGUACCUCCUGAAGUUGCAUUAUUAACUUACAGGUCCAGAAUCCUGAUGGAUUGCUAAAGUUAUCUUGCCUCCAAAAUGAGCGUCUGGGGUCCCUAUAUUCCCUCCAUUUGCAGCAACCUAGUGAUGACAGAGAACACUGCUUUUCUUAAAUGUGGUGGUGCCAGCCAUUCUUCUCUUUCUAGUUCAGGGUACACAGAGCAGCUCCUUAAAGACAAUGUUAUACUGGCAGCGGAUGUCAUACUUCCAUCCCCUCUUGAAUCAAACAUAUUGCUGGGAAACCAACAAGAUUUUUAAAGAGCAAGCCAAGAGAGAGAUGCGAGGUAGAAAAGGGUCAAAACUGGAAAAUCAAAAAGUGCCAAAACAACAACCCAAAGAGCAAGACAAAAAUUGAGGUCAGUAGUCAAGAACCAAAGAGAUCAACUCAGAACACAUGAAAUAUCCUCAGCAGGUUUAGCAAAGGUUUUCUAUUCACAGCUCUGAAAAGACAUGGCAAAGCUGGUAGCUAUUUAAAUCCCCCUCCCAUAGGCAAUUACCAGUCGGUGAUAAACCCAGACACACAAACAUCAGCUAAGGUUACAAUGGCAACUGCUGCAAGCUGCUUGCUCUCAAGGCACAUACGAUGGCUGACACAUGAUGGCCAUACUGAGUUGCUGUGAUGAAAUUCACAUAAGCCUCUGAUUUCAGUUUUUGACUUUGGUUUCAAUGUGAUGUUGAAUCCAGCCAUCAAUGGGUUGGUGAUUUUGGUUUCCAUUGACCAAUGUUACAUCAUUUUGUUCUCAACAAACUAUACAGUAUUACUCAGUAAAGAUUUUCCACUUGAAUAUUUUGUUCAUCGAGAUCUGAGGUUUGAUUUAAGUGUUCAAUUUUUUUUUUCAAUUUUUUAAUAUUUUUUCAUGGAACAAAAACAGCAAUCUGUAACAAAUACACGAUUAGGUCUUAAGGUGAAUAAUCAUCAUUGCCUGUCAUUAACCAUGUCUGCUAUAAAAAUGCCUAUUUUGAAUAUUUAUGAUUUAAUCACCAUACAAAUUUUCCCAUGUUUCUGGGAGACAUCUUUAUUAUUAACCAUGGAAGAACAAAGGACAAAAAAGUAGAAAAUGAAACUUAAGUGAAUGUGAAAUUGAGGUACAGUAUUUCUCACUGAAGUAAAGAUUUGCAAAAACAUUUUUUGCUGCUAUAUUUGCGGGUGUCACAAAAGAAAAAACAAGAGUAAAAGCAGCAGAGUGUAGAGAGCAAUAGCAAUAUGCCAUCAUGAAGUGCCCUGCCGUGAAUCAAUGCAGGCUGU
This is a messenger RNA of Erpetoichthys calabaricus (reedfish), 10510 nucleotides long. Its product is annotated as galactose-3-O-sulfotransferase 2-like. The record is from RefSeq and is a predicted model, not a curated record. Gene Ontology annotation, molecular function: galactosylceramide sulfotransferase activity. NCBI's taxonomy places the organism in Eukaryota, Metazoa, Chordata, Cladistia, Polypteriformes, Polypteridae. The transcript is spliced from 3 exons. Gene Ontology annotation, cellular component: membrane. Bases 5222 to 6739 code for a protein of 505 amino acids. Gene Ontology annotation, biological process: glycolipid biosynthetic process.